Trichosurus vulpecula (common brushtail) is the source of this 3313-nucleotide messenger RNA. It is a transcript of the gene BMI1, whose product is annotated as BMI1 proto-oncogene, polycomb ring finger. The transcript has 10 exons. Lineage: Eukaryota; Metazoa; Chordata; Mammalia; Diprotodontia; Phalangeridae. The record is from RefSeq and is a predicted model, not a curated record. Bases 773 to 1753 code for a protein of 326 amino acids. Gene Ontology annotation, cellular component: PRC1 complex. Gene Ontology annotation, biological process: negative regulation of transcription by RNA polymerase II. Gene Ontology annotation, molecular function: promoter-specific chromatin binding.
GAGGGGGAGGGGGCCGCGGGGGAGGGGGCGGGCGGACUCUGAGCCAUUUUGGGGCCGGUGUCAGUUUCCACUCUCCCUUCAACGGUGCAUUUUUUUUCCACCCUCCUCCCCUUGCCCCCUCCCCCCAGUCUUCAUCCUUCCUCCCCCCGCCCCCCCCCCCCCCGCCCGCUCGGCUCUACACACGCACUCACACACACAUACACACACACACACACACACACACUCACACACUGCCCCCAGCCCGCCCGCUCCUCGCUGCACACCUCCCUCCCCAACAACUAUGAAAUAAUAAUCAUAAUAAUAAAGGGAGAGAAGGGGAGAGACAAUGGGGAUGUCGGAGCGGGAGCCCCGAUCGGGAUUAGAAACACCUCCCCACCCCACAGAAUAAUCUAAUCGUCCCCACUCCCAUCCCUCCCUCCCUCCCCCGCUCCCCCCUCGGAGAGGAGCCGGAGCCCGAGCAGGAGCAGGAGGAGCAGCAGCAGCAGGAGGAGGAGGAGGAGGAGGAGGAGGAGGGAGGAGGAGGAGGAGGAUCGGGGGGUUUGGGAACUAGCAUGAGCUGAGCGAGCAGCGGCGGCGGCGGCGGCGGCAGCAGCAGCUCCUCUCUCCUCCGCUCGUUGCCCAUUGACAGCAGCGUCUGCAGCUCGCUUCAAGAUGGCCGCUUGGCUCACAUUCAUUUUCUGCUGAACGACUUUUAACUUUCAUUGUCUUUUUCGGCCGCUCUGAUCGUCCCUCGCCGGAUCCUUUUUCCGGGACUUCUCCUUAUUAAGCAAAAAUGCAUCGAACAACCAGAAUCAAAAUCACAGAGCUGAACCCUCAUUUAAUGUGUGUGCUUUGUGGAGGAUACUUCAUCGAUGCCACAACUAUAAUAGAAUGUCUACAUUCCUUCUGCAAAACCUGUAUUGUACGUUACCUGGAGACCAGCAAGUAUUGUCCUAUCUGCGACGUCCAAGUUCACAAAACCAGGCCACUCCUGAAUAUAAGGUCAGAUAAAACUCUUCAAGAUAUUGUAUACAAAUUAGUUCCAGGCCUUUUCAAAAAUGAAAUGAAAAGAAGAAGGGAUUUUUAUGCUGCUCAUCCUUCUGCUGAUGCUGCCAAUGGCUCUAAUGAAGACAGGGGAGAAGUUGCAGAUGAAGAUAAGAGAAUUAUCACUGAUGAUGAGAUAAUAAGUUUAUCCAUUGAAUUCUUUGACCAGAAUAGAUUGGAUCGGAAAAUAAACAAGGACAAAGAGAAAUCUAAGGAAGAGGUGAAUGAUAAAAGAUAUUUACGCUGCCCAGCAGCAAUGACAGUGAUGCAUCUAAGGAAGUUUCUCAGAAGUAAAAUGGACAUACCUAAUACUUUCCAGAUUGAUGUAAUGUAUGAAGAGGAGCCUUUAAAGGAUUAUUAUACACUAAUGGAUAUUGCCUACAUUUACACCUGGAGAAGGAAUGGACCUCUUCCUUUGAAAUACAGAGUUCGCCCUACUUGUAAAAGAAUGAAGAUCAGCCACCAGAGAGAUGGUUUAAAUAAUAGUGGAGAACUGGAAAGUGACUCUGGGAGUGAUAAGGCCAACAGCCCAGCAGGAGGUAUUCCCUCCACCUCUUCAUGUUUGCCUAGCCCCAGUACCCCAGUUCAGUCUCCUCAUCCUCAGUUUCCACAUAUCUCCAGUACUAUAAACGGAACCAGCAGCAGUCCUAGCAGUAACCACCAAUCUUCCUUUGCUAACAGACCUCGGAAAACAUCAGUAAAUGGCUCUUCAGCAACUUCGUCUGGUUGAUCCCUCAGACUGUCCAAAAACAAAAAAUUAAACCCUGAUUUAUAUAGAUAUCUUCAUGCCAUUACAGCUUUAUAGAUGCUAAUACAUGUGACUAUCGUCCAAUUUGCUUUCUUUUGUAGUGACAUCGAAUUUGGCUAUAAAAGAUGGACUAGAUGUGACAUUCAUAUGGACGUUAAUUGCAAUGAAAGAUUGUUCCUGUAAAGAAUUGAUUUCUGAGGAGGCAGGCAAGAUUUUUUUUUCUCUGUGCUAGGAAAGUUGUGAAAUGGUUUUUACAGCCAUUGUCGGGACUUGGGAAUCUUCUGCAUUGGAUGUAAGGAUUGGGACAUAGUUUGUUAAUCUCCACUAACGCCUACAUCACAUUCUCUUCAAUUGUUCUUGUUAUGCUGUUUUGUGAAUCUGUAGAAAACAAGUGCUUUUCAUCUUGAAAAUCAACAAAACGGAAAGAAUAUGCAUAGAAUGGUGCAUUCUAUGUAGCCAUGUCACUGUGAAUAACAAUUUCUUACAUAUUAGCCAUUUUGAUUCUUAUGUUUCAUUUUUACUUCUCCAUUGCUUUGCAGAACCGAUCAAAGGAAAGUAAACUUCAGUUUUACAAUCUGUAUGCCUAAAGCGGGUACUACCGUUUAUUUUACUGACUUGUUUAAAUGAUUCGCUUUUGUAAGAAUCAGAUGGCAUUAUGCUUGUUGUACAAUGCCAUAUUGGUAUAUGACAUAACAGGAAACAGUAUUGUAUGAUAUAUUUAUAAAUACUAUAAAGAAAACAUUGUGUUUCAUGCGCUCAAAUAUGAUUGUUAAAUUCUCCAAACUGGUUCGACCCUUGCAGAUAUCCUAUGUUUAAGCCUUGCUUAUCAGCAGAGAACAUUUUUAGUGUGGAUAUCAAAUUCCAAAUUCAGCUAUUUUGAAAGCAGUUGGCAAACUAUUGUGAUGUUUGUCUUUUUUUCCAAUAAUAUAUAUUUUUAUUUUUCAAAUUGUGUUGCAGUGAAGGAAAAAGAACUCUGUAACCAAGGAAUAUGGAAAUGAUUUGUUCAUUUUAUUUCAAUUUUAUUAUUGGGUGUGAUGGAAUUAUCGUGUUUUUUAGAAAGCACGUUGAAUCACUAUAGACAUAAAACACUUGGUAGAAAUUUUAAGAAACUGACCAAUUGCUGGAUGAAGGCAUUAUAUAUCUAAAUUCAUAUUAAUAUAUGGUACAGUAGUAAUUUCAAAUUUAACAGGUACGUCAUUAUUUCCAAACAAAGACAAAUGCCUUCUCUUUAAAUGUCUGUAAAUAGGAGCAACUUUCAAGCUCCUAAAGGUAUUAAUUUUAAGUAGAAAGAGCAUGUUAAAUUUAAAAUAUGAACUGCCCCAAUUGUUUUCAGUUCGUGCUUUGCUUUGGUCGAACUUUGUGUGUGUUCAUCACCCGUCAUUUAUACAUUUGUGAGGGUGUUUAUUCUAUAUGAAUAUUGUUUCAUGUUUGUAUGGGAAAAUUGUAGCUAAACAUUUCAUUGUCUUCAGUCUGCAAAAGAAGCACAAUUCUAUUGCUUUGUCUUGCUUAUAGUCAUUAAAUCAUUACUUUUGCAUAUAAGUA